UACACUACUUUUGCAUUACUUUAAGUUACUUUCACCAGAACAACUUCAGUAUGAAUCUGGUCAUGUGACGCUCAGUGAGCUCAUGACAUAUAUGUGGAAGGUGAUGUGGUGUCUGAGCUAGUAUUGCUGUUAAAAACAGUCAGAUAUAAUAACAGUGCUUUAAAAUGAUUGUUUAUUAAAUAAAUGCAACAACAAACUGUACUCUCAGCACGCUGCCAUCUUAGAUUAACUGAGCAGGGAGUGAGGUGGUGGGGGCUCCAAGCCUAUUUAGCCUUGGUCCCCAAAUGCCUUGAUACGGCCCUGGAUGUGGGACUGACUUCUGGGGUGAUCUGAUUCUAUCACAUGUAUAAAUAUUAAAUGCUAUAAAUAUUAUUGCUUUUCUCUGGUAAAAAUGUCUAUUGGGGAUAAAUCUACCUACAUUUUUUCUUUUCAAGCACUUUGUUUUGUUUUCUUGAUUUUAUUUGAAUAAUUUCCUGCCCUUUCUCUCUCUAACCGUCCUGCAUGCUGCAUGUUUUCUCCGUCUUCCAGAAAACCUGUUUCCUAUAUUUCCUACUUUCUAACUAAUCAGCCAAAGGGAUCUUCACAUGCGCGGCGCUCCAGCAGCAAUGAGUUGAAAUCACCGGAGCCCAGAUUAACUCAGCGGAGGCAAAGGACGUCAGAAAAGUACAGAAUACCAGAGAACAUGCACUGAUAUGAACGAUCGCAGGUGAAUUAUUUUGUUUUAGUGGAGCGAUUUUGUGAAUGUUACAGCGCAGGACGCAGCUGGAGUAGUUGAGCCGUCACCGCUGCGUCCUCUCUGCCUGCAAAGCUGAGUCCAUAUGUGACGUAAUAUAUGCAGAUACUGGAACUUUCUUCGGGUUUCCCGCAAUUUGAAUUUUUAAGAAACGCAGCUUGACUCUGGGUUUAAAAAUACAUUGUAAUUACCGCGUUACUGACAAUUGUACCGAGUAAAUAUUACCAUUUUCUUUCCCUGUAAUGCCUUACAUUACCACAUUACAGCAAAAAGCAAUGCAUUACAGUAAUUAAUUACUUUUGUACCGUGUUACUCCCAACACUGUUCGUAAAUACAGACAUUUGUAUGAUUCAGCUCUCAGAGAUCACCGUGAUCAACAUGUUGUUAAUAAUUCUUGGAGAGAAAUAGUUCACACUGUCGGAAAAGACGAGGACGCUGUUAAAAAUGCUGAAAUGUCAUGUUGUAAACAGUAAUUUUUACUUCUACUAUGGUGUAGUGUUGGAUGCAUGCCGUAGAGCUCCAUGCUGCCCCAUUCAGUUUUGGAGAAUAUUGGCUCACCGCAGAGACGAGCCCCACGAACCAUAAACACUGCGAGUUGUGAAGCGCGUUCCAGUCGCGAGCCGCAUCACCAAGCAGAAAGUGAAUGCGUCAAGCAUAAACCAAGCUUUAUACUGCAGCGCCAACAAUUGUAAUUUGACGACAUCCGUCAAAAAGCUCCAGAGUGUUUUAAAGUCGUUGCAGUAACCACAUUUUACCACAGGGUGUAAUUUUUACUUCAUUUCUACAUAAUGCACCUUUAAGAGUUGCAUGUCAUGACUUAACCUCAGACCAGAUUGCUGUAAAAAGUUUUUUUUUAACCCAAAACGAUUACAGAUUUGGACAAUAAUAAACCAUUUAAAAAUGUGUUUCAUUGCAGCUUAGCAGCCGUGCAUUCUCAGUGUGAUCUGUGAUCUGGAUAUAGACGGUCUUGGUGUUCGGUUCACAUCCAGACUGGAGACUCGCUGGUUUAGGUGAAAAGAAAAAUCCUAUGUAAGCUUGAUGUCCAGUACAUUGUGAUCUGGCAGGCUUACCUUCAAGUUAUGAAGUUCAUCUGCUGCUUUGAUAGAAAAGAGUGUUGUCAUGGACACCACAGGGCAUCUUAAGGAUCGGCUCUGUGAAGGCCGCUCUCAAACCUGUGACAAAUCCUGCUGGGAUGAACACUUUGGUCUUUUUAGCAAGUCAUAAACUGCCCAACUUUUCCAACACAUUUCACGCUGACUGUGGGAAGAUUUGUUUUGUCUAAAAAUCUGCAGAAAUUUCUAAUUUAGCAAAAUUUCUCCUAGAUGUUAUCUGAGGUGCACCUCCUGUAUGAAUUCCUGACGUUUAGUUGUUUUGUUGGGUUGUUGCUUGAGACAGUGAGUGUAUUCUGUAUUGACAUCACAAUUUGCUGAGACACUGAAUACUGCGGCAAGUAUAAUCAGCCCAUUGCUCCCUUUGUGCAUCACUGAGCUGUGACCACACAUGACCCUAUUGCUGCUUCACCAGCUUUCCUUCUUCAGGACAUGUUUAGUAUUUCCUGACCGCUGCAGGGAGGUGACAUAGCUCAGUGUUUCUGGCCCAUGUCACAGUUGCUCAAAACAUUUUGCCUCUUCAUUUUGGCCAUUACUUUGAGGCAAAUGUGGUCAACCUCAAUGAAAAAGUAAGACUAAACACUUAAAUGACUUUAUCAGCUAUUUAGAUUUGUAAUUUAAUGUAAAGGUACCUGUUUUAGAUAGAAGGGUCUUAGGCUGGAGAUUAGCUUUCCCUACCCACACGGCUAAUGAGCUAACAGCUUUGCCGAGAGCAGCCAGAACAUCAAGUCUUCUAAAUUUCACUGCAGUUCACGUAACACGUUUUAGAAACCUCUACACCACAGUGUAUUACACAGGUAUUUUGAUUUAAAAACAACUAGACAUGUAGCAAGGGCUGCGUUUAGCUGCUACGGGUAAAAAAAAACCACAUACUUCUAAGCAAAUACUCAUGUAAUAAAAAUAUGAUGUUAAUGUAUAGCUUCAUGAAGAUAACUUUAAAUAAUCCGCUGAUUUUAAUAGUUUUUAGCCGAUGUAAAGCAGCACUUAUUGUCCCCACUAUUGGGCGACAGUGGCACAGUGCUCGCCCCGUAAUCAGAAGGUUGUAGGUUCAAGCCCUGCUCAGUCUGUUGCUGUCGUUGUGUCCUUUGGCAAGACACUUAACCCGCGUUUCCUGCUGGUGGUGGUCGGAGGGACCGGAGGCGUUGGUGUACGGCAGACUCACCUCUGUCAUUGUGCCCCAGGGCUGCUGUGGCUAUGUAGCUCAUCAUCACCAGGGUGUGAAUAACUGAUUGUGUUAUAAAGCACCUUGUGGGGCUCCAGCACUCAAAUAUCAAAAACAGGCCCACUUCUCCCUUCUACUGCCUUGAAAGCAGAAUCCCAAUUGUCACAAACACAUCAUGCUGUAGCUAGCGCUAACAAUGAGCUAAAGCUAACACAGGCGAACUAACACAACAUAAGUAACAAAGGAAAAAGAUCCACAUCGUUGGACAAAACUAUUAUUACCAAUAGCAACAAAGUAGCAGUCCAGUAGCAACAAAGCCAGGUCACCAUCAGUUGUGAUUUUGUACCCUGCGUUAGUUCCCUAAAACUAACAUAGAUGUUCACUCUGGGUUUAGCACUUUGCUUCAACUCCAAAGACAUUGUCUCUGACUUUUUCUUCCUGGCUCCACCAUGAUGCAAACUAAAAAAGAAAAAAAUCUUCUUUGUUUUAUUGAUGGUUGGAAAACUGAAAAAAAGCUAACUGCUAGCCAUUUUAUUAGCUACCGGCACAGUAGAGUUAAAAUUGAAGUCCCACUAGUUUUCACACUAGUGUGAGAAAUUUGCUCUCCACAUUUGACCCACCACCUGGGGGAACGGCGAGCUGCAGACACAGCCGCGUUCGGGAACUAUUUGGUGAUUUGACCCUUUAAUGCUGAGUGUCAAGCUGGGAGGCACUGGGUACCAUUUUUAAAGUCUUUGGUAUGACCCAACCGUGGAUUUGAAUCCACAGUCCCCCUCUUAUUCCCCCAGGCCACUGAGCUGGUCGACAGCUGUUGACUUAAAGCAGGUAUGAUUUUAAAAUCGCAAAACCACAUUUCAAACCACAAAACUGUUAAGUUUGGUUUCUGGUCAGCGGAGGGCUACAGAGUGCUGUUCCGCUGGUCAGGUAAGAUAAUGUGUAAACGCUCUUUAGUUUUGUAAUAUAAUGUGCUCUUGGCUGGGCCCAUCCUAGCCAUUAGCUCAUCAGUCCUGUAGGAAGCAACAUUAUUUUGUUUAAAUUUGAGACUGUUCAUCUAUAAUCAGUAGGGCUGUAGCAAAGCCUCGACGAAGUCGACGGCUCGAUUCUAAAAAUUUGUCGACGUCAGAUCCGGAAGUUGACGCACCACGCCCACUUGUUGCAUGCCCAGGAGUUUGUAAAUAGAGGAGGAAUCGGCCUGUUUUUCCUCUAGUUCGCCCUCUUCUCCGCCUUCACUAACGUCUCUGCCAAAUACCGAAGACCCGGAACAAUGUCCGUCCACUACUAGAUUAUUUUCCUGUUUUGCCCGCCUUUGUCUCCCGGCAACGGACAACAACUUCCGGGGUCAGAUGCGCUGCUUCGUGUCUAUCGCAGAUGUAGAAAAUCACCGGGAGCUCUUCUCCCUUCAUUAAGGAGCUUCUUUCAGACAUUAGGAGAGCUGUUCUGGUGGUAGCAGUCUCUCCUCCGUGCUGGUCUGUUUGCUGCUGGGUGUUUUUGGUUUAUUUAAACUUGGUAACUUGAACUUAAUGUUGGUAAAGCUACUGUUAGCAUCUUCGCUAACAGCUUCUUGCGUUUGGAUAAGCUGUUACGUUUUAGUUUAGAGUUCAUCUUUUUUGUGGUGUAGAUCUCCCUUUUAUUACAUUUAGAGUGUUGUGGGUUUUCGGUUUAGUGUAAAAUAUCACCUGAGUUUGGUUUAACCCGUAACACCACUCGCCUCACGCACAUAAGUGACCAAAACAAAGCAGCAUGGAGACACUCCAUCUUCUACCACCUCUCAGGCAGCAGCCUGCACUCCCAAGAUCUACACGUCACCAGAACAUAACCAACCAACACAAUAAAAGCAGUGUUAUACAAAAUGGAAGGCCUGUAGUGUUUAUUCUCUUACAGUAAGAAUUUAUCAAUUUUUUUGAGGAAUUUAUUUGAGAUUUUUUGGUUUUUAUUAAUUGUGCAAUAGAAAAAUAAUCAUUAGAUUAAUUUUCUAUAUAGUCAUUAGAAUAGUCGACUAUUCGAUAAAAUAAUCGUCAGAAUAAUCGUUUUAAAAAUAAUCGUUUACCCCCAGCCCAAUCAGUAAUACGUUUUUUUUUACAAAUCCGACACAGACACACACUUCUAAUGUAAAAGAAAUCCCAUUAAGUCUUUUCCUUUCGUCCUCUGCCCUCUUAUUUCACGCUGCCAGCAUCACUUUCUCUCUGACUCACUAUGAAUCUGCAGACUACUUCCCUCUACGCUGACAUGUACUGCUGCUGUCAACUUUUGAUAAAAAUCAAUUUUUCAUCCUUCGUAUGUAACAGGAAAGGCAUAAAACAUACAGAUUUGUACUCCUUUAUUUCCAUUUCCCCCCUUUAACCUCAUGCUCCUCAUAUCUUCCUUACUGUGACACUCAAGUUCCCUCUCAGCACAUUCACUAGUGUGCGUAGCCUGUCCUUAGUUGACUUAACAUGGUCUGACAGACCAAUCCCUGUGGAUUCUGAUCAAAUAGAGCAAUAGCAUACACAGCAGCAACAGUGCAGCCUCAGCCUGCUAAAACAGCAGCUGUAAUAUGGCAAAGAUCAGCGUCCUGCAGGACUGAUUCAACACGUUUAUCUGCUGAUUCUACUGUGGUGCACAAACAAAUAGAAAUUGCAUAAGGUUGGUAAUAAAGUCAUAGCAUCAAGGUGUUUGAGAAAAAGACUGAGAGGCUUUUUUCCUCUAAGAAAAACUUAGAUUUACUGUUUCCUCAGUGACUACCUUAUUUGCCAUUAGAGGUGACACAUUUAUGAGUGAAAAGAAAAGAUGGGAUGGUUGUGUUAAAAUUGGUUUAGAUUCAUUUCUAAAACCACAGAAAUUCACUUGAAUCCCCUGAUAUUACAACACAAACCCCAGCGGCUCGUGGCGGCUUUUCUGCUCAUACUGAGGCGUCUUGCUGUUUUCCUCUCCACUGUCGCUACAUGCUUGCUUAGUAUUGACCCAUUGCACCAACGUCACCUAAUCACGUGGGUCCACCACGGUGGACGGCAAAAGCAUGUAAACAGUGAGCGGCACGAGUACUAAACAAAGGGAAAAGUAGAGCCUGAAAUUGUUUUUGCGAUCAAAACCAAAACAAAACUCCUCCAGCAUUCCUUCAACUAGUUCAUGCCCAGUUCAGUUAUCAGAAGAAGUAGCGCAUCUAGCGGGGGCUCUUAGAGAGCGGUAUGCUAACUAGCGGUAUGCUAACUAGCUUACCAGCAUUAGCUUACGUUCUCUCUGCAGCUGUUCACCGAUGCAAACAUGUUGCUGACUUUGCCUAAAUUCACCCCUCUGGAUUUAUAACUUUAUGUUAUAAACAGCGUUUCACUUUACACCAAAGCUGAUUGUUAGAAAGUCCGGAUCCCUACCAGCUUCUGUUGCUGGUGGUGUUACUGGGUUCAGCUGCUGCUCUCACACCGGAAUGAGAAGAUCUCUGAACGCCGACGCUCAUAUAAAUAAAUAACGUAAUUUUAACACACGUAAUCAUACAUCGGAGCUUUAAUGUUGUUAAUAAUUGUCUCACUUUACACUGCAGUGGACGGAGCGCAGCCUCCGUGGUGAAAUACCGUCCAUCAGGAUUAUCAGUAGCUAGUAGAAACACAUCACAUUUAUCCCUGUCCCUGUCUUCCUCGCGAAAUAAAUGAACGUUAAUCUUACCCGGUAAAAACAUGUUCGCUGCUAAUCUGAGGGCUGCUAGUCCGCUUGAUUGAUCACUGCAGUUCAUCUCCGUCCUCAGUCUCCAUCAAAGUUAUUAAAAAAACAAAACGAGUUGAGUUUACAUCCUUGUCUGUUAGUGCAGCCGACCACGCAGCAAGCUAAAACUGUUUUAAUGUCAAAUCAACUAAAUAAAAGAUAUAAAAGGCUACAAACUGGCUUGUUUUGACUACUUUCACUGGAGUUUCUACGGGUAUAAACGGUCUUUUUGCCGUCCAUCAUGGUGAAGGGGGCGGUCACAUGAGUGGCGUGACGUCACGUGCAAAGGGUCAUUAGGGUUUGCUGUAAAGAUUCUGACACAACUAGUCAGUGACUCAGUGCUAUCUGCUGGGUUUCCUUAGAUAGGAAUAUUUUAACUGACUAGAAUAAUGAAUGGAAUUCAAUCGGAACGUUUUCCCGGUAAAGCGCCUCUGUGAUUAUUUUGAGUGAUAAUAGCUAAGGUAUCAUAACUAAAGAGAGGGCUGAAGAUGAUCCAAACUAUAAGAUGUUUUCCAGUUUACCAGUAGACAUGGUGUCUGCCUCAUGCAUAGAAACUUGAAGCUGGUUCCACAAGAAAGUAUCCUGGGAACUGAAAGUUAUGCCUUCCAUCCUACUUUUAGAAACUCUAUGAACCAAACCUGCAGUCUGAGAGCCAAGUACUCUGUUGGGAACAUCUGGAACAAUAAGAGGACAAAGAAGAAAAAGAAAGGUACCUGGUGGAUCCUUCCUCGUGAGCUCAAUCAUAAAGAAAAGUGCCCGGGUUCCCUGAACACACCAUCAAGAGGACUAUUUAUAUUUGUCCUUGAUAGAAACUGCAUUGCCAUCAAAAUCAAGUUAAUGUAAACAUAAAAUCUUCACUUGUAUUGAUUUAGUGUUUCAAGCCAAUGUUUCUAGAAGACUUUUCAUAAUAUGAGCUCCCUGAGAGGGGCGGAAACCAAGUCUGUAAAAUAAAAUAAAUCUGACGUCUUUUACUCUGAACACAAAGUCAGUGUUUGUAUUUUCACUCAUUUCUGAAAGGAGCACAACUAACAUGGAGAUUGUUAAAAAAAAUUACCAAGGGCCAACCAGAGCGUUAUCAGCUGUAAAAACACACAACCAGUUAAAACCAGCAUCAAUAAGAACAUAAUGACAUAAGCAGAGGCCUUUUGCAGACAGUUGAAGACACCAACGUAAAGCCAGGAUGUCAGUUGAAUAUUUUUUGUUUUUGGGCGUGACAGCGGGCUUUGAUACGGUUGAUCAUCGGGUAUUGCUGAUUCGCUUGGAGCAGUGGAGGAAAUGGGGCAUGUUCUGGUGCACCCUCACAAUGGAAAAUAACAUUUCUUUCCGACAGAACUUAUUGUGUCAGCUUGGGACAUUUCUCCUGCAAAAGAAUCCCCUGAUGUGGGGAGUUCCUCAGGUGUCACUGCUAGGCCCUCAGGUUUUUUUUCUCUACUUCCUGCCUUGUUGCUUCAAAAGCACAAUAUUAGUUUUCAUGUAUACGCCAAUGACUGUCAAAUCUAUGUGGCUGUCCAGCAGCAGUUUGGGAGUAUGAUUCGGUCAUUAAUAACAUGUGCAUGGUUGGUAUCAAAUUUUCUGAGCUUUAAUGAGAACAAACAGAGGUAAAUGUCUUUUUGCUUAGUAAUUGUCAGCGUCAUUUUCUUGACUUGUCAUUGGCUCCCAAGAUAGAGACUGUUGUUGCCUCCCCGGGUGUAAAACUGGGAGUGGCAUCGAAGCUAGACCACCAGGUCAAGAAUUUUUUCAGCUUUUACACUUAAUGAUUAAGUCGCUACUCUCUAAAGCAAAUCUUGAGAUUGUGACUUAUGUAACUCUCUAUGCCAGGUAGAGUUCAGUCGUUGCUGUUUAGGUUACAAUUGGUGCCUAAUUCUGCUGCUAGGUCUUGUCGGUGGACUUAAAAGAUGGGACCAGAGCCCUGAUUCUGGCUUCUCUGCAAUGGCUUCCUGUUCGGAACCAAUUUAAUUUUAAGGUCUUCAUUUCAAGUCUCUUGCUGGGAAGGAGCUGUCCUAUCUCUCAUCAAUGUAAUCCAAGUACUUGCCAUCAUGGUCCUUUCGCUCAGCAAAGUGUGGUCAUUCAGUAACCUGGACACUCAACAGAAGACCAGGGGGGACUGUGCUUUUUCAGUUUUGGGCCUGAGGUUCUGGAACCAUCUCUCGCUCUGCUUUAAACAGAUUCUAACUGUGAGGGAUUUAUCUCCUCACUAAUAGUUAUGUCUUGUUUCUGUUUACUCCUGUAUUUUUGUGUGUUUUAGGUCAAAUACACUUGGUAAUCUAUAAAUUACUUUAAGUUAAGUUGAUCUACUGGUGUUCAUCACUCCCUUCUUUCUGAAGUCAUUUGUUUAAGUGUUGCCAUGGAAGCGCGCCCAUAGGCAGCCAUGAUCAGUUCCUGGUGUGCUUAAUCAGCUCUACUGAGGGAGAAACUAACUGACUGAAGAGAAGGGGGGAGAGGAGGUUAUCUUGUGUUUGUUUAAGUGUAGUUGUUCUUGGUUUUGUUAUUUUGAGUUAAGGUAGGAGGUAAAUAUGUAAAUAGAUUGUUUGACAUAUUUUGUUGAUGUUGAUGUUGAGAUGUACUUUAUUGAUUGCAGGAUUUCAAGCUAAUUGUUUCCCCUGCCCAUGUCAUAAUGGCUGGUCCCAAGUUAGCUUUAAAAAGGGUGGAUUCAGUACUGUUGGGGUGGUUGAUUGCUUGUUAAGGGGAAUCCAUGCCCCAAUGUAAUGGAUUGUUUGCAAUCAAAAAAAGGAUAAAAAGUCAGAGCUCUGCAACAUCCUGGACUCUUGUUUUUUCUUCUGUGGACAAACCGCUGGUAACAUCCUGAGUGAGUGACAAGGCAGAGGCUCUGUCUGGGCCAAAACCUUACAGUUGGUGGCAGAGGUGGGAUGUGGCGCUGAUGUCGAGAGCUGUCCAGAAGGAGUGAUCAUGGGUCCAAAGCAGCAGUCAAAGAGCAGCAAGGCUGUUGAGGCGGAAGCAGUGGAGGAGAUGGAGCAGGAAAUGGCUACGGGGCGGCCGGCCGUAGCUACGUUCACCGGAGAGGUGUCCCCACUUUCAGCGGAUAUGAGCUCUAUUGUUGCAAUGCUGCAGAAAUGCCUACAGUCCCAAAGUGAGUUCGCUGACAGAUGGGAAAAGGAAGCAAUCAAGCAGGAAAGGAGAUGGAGUCAAGUUCAAGUUCAAGUUAAUAACCUCCGAGAUGACCUGGACGGGCAGCGGGGAAGUGAACAUGAUCCUCAGCCAGGCCCUUCGUCUCGGUCAGAGGGGGGCUCGAGCCCCUCACCGCCAGAUGACGAACCCUCCGGUGGUGAGUCAGCAGCGAGAGGAUGGUCUCAGCCGGCGGUGCCAAAGCUGGAGGAGGGGGAUGACAUUGAACAAUAUCUGACGACCUUUGAACGAUUAGCAACGGCAUACCUGUGGCCAGAAAGGGACUGGGCAGUGAGGCUGGUACCACAUCUUACAGGAAAAGCCCGGGCAGCCUAUGUGGCCAUGGCUUCAGAGGACUCUUCUGAAUACAUCAGAGUGAAAGAAGCCAUCUUGACAAAGUAUGAGAUAAAUGAGGAAGUAUACCGACAACGGUUCCGAGAGCCUGAUGUACGUGGAAGCGAGACGCCUCGGGAGUUCUAUAAUCAUUUGAAAGAUCUUUAUUUCAAGUGGAUGCACCCUGAAAGGAGAAGAAAGGAAGAGAUUGGUGAAAUCCUCAUCCUGGAACAGUUUUAUCGUUCUCUUUCACCUGAAAUCAGGGUGUGGGUUAAAGAGAGAAAUCCAACUUCAGCUCGGAAUGCAGCAGACUUGGUGGAGAACUACCUGGCUGCACGCCGGGGACCAAAGACCUUCAGGUUUAGCCUUCAACAGAAGUCCAGUCCUUCACAGGGUAAGUCUGGGGGGUCUGGUGUGGGUGGUGGUCCAGGGCAGAUGGCAGGUAGGGAGAAACAACGACAGGCAAGUGUUCCCUUUAAUAAAACUACGCUACCAGCAAAACCUGUGGUUUGUUAUGUUUGUGGUCAAGUAGGACAUAUAAAACCUGACUGUCCUUUAAGGAGAGCUAAAUCUGCAUAUUUCUGCACAGUUCCACGGCCAGCUUUUGCACAAAAUCUGCAGCAGGGGAGAAAACAGCUGCUGGAAAUUAAAGUGGAUGGAAAACCAGCAACUGCCUUGUUAGAUACAGGAAGUAUUCAGACGUUGGUUCAUCCUUCCCUUUUGACCAACCAGCCCUACUUUGAAGGCCCUGGCCUCAAUAUCUCCUGUGUUCAUGGGGAUCAUAAAACUUACCCCACAGCUGUCGUGUUUUUGGAGGUUGUCAACCAAACUUUUCUCCUAAGUGUGGGUGUAGUGGCAGGUUUAGCCCAUCAGGUAAUUUUGGGGCAGGACAUUCCCAUCUUACAGGAGUUGGUUCAAUCGUGUAAACCCGUGUAUGUUGUAACCAUAUCACAAAGUAGAAAUCAAACUUUAGCUGAUGAGGAUGGUUCGGAAUCUGAACGCAUUGGGGACAAGAUGGGACCAGACCAGCAAUGCGGUUCUGGGAGUGAUGGUGAGCAACAUUCUUUGCGUGAACUGCCGUUCUUUAAAUCUGAGCUCCCUACAGAGCACCCUGUUAAGGCUAGGAAGAGCAAAAAGCAAAGGUGGCUACUUAAAAUGGCUGGUACUGUUAAACACACAUCUCUGGGGUUUCCGGAAGUUGAUGUGGAUGGGGUGGAUGAACCAGUGGACUUCAAGCAGUUGCAAAAGCAGGAUGAAUCACUACACAGUUUUUUUGAACAUGCAGUAUCAAUUACAGAGAAGGAUAAUGCACAUCCCAAUGGGGAAGGAUAUGUUCUGACAGAUGGGGUGCUUUUUCACAAAUCUAGAGGAACAGGGUCAGAGAAACUAGUGGUACCUAAAAUGCUUAGGGAACAGGUUUUAAAGCUGGGGCACAGUAUUCCAUGGGCAGGGCACUUGGGUUUCAAGAAGACUUUUGAUAGAAUCUCAAAUAGGUUUUACUGGCCAGGCAUUCAGAAGGAGGUGCAGCAGUAUUGCCAGUCAUGUCCAGUGUGCCAGAUGUCAGGAGGAAAGAAUGUUCCCAAGUAUCCCCUGCAACCCCUGCCUAUUAUUGAUGUCCCCUUUAAAAGAAUAGGUAUGGACAUUGUAGGACCCCUUGAGAGAACCCAAGCAGGGAAUUGCUUUAUCCUGGUUAUAUGUGACUAUAGCACGCGUUACCCUGAAGCUUUUCCUCUUAGGAACAUCACUGCUAAACAGGUAGCCUAUGCAUUGCUCCAACUGUUUUCUAGGGUGGGAAUCCCAGCAGAAAUCUUAACUGACCAAGGUACUAACUUUUUGUCCAACACACUGAAGCAAAUCUAUAGACUGUUAGGCAUUAAGGGUAUUCGGACCACCCCCUACCACCCCCAGACUGAUGGUCUAGUGGAACGUUAUAACAGGACCUUAAAGAGCAUGUUAAAGAAGUUCAUUUCCAUCAAUGGGAAAGACUGGGACAAGUGGUUGCCCUAUUUGCUUUUUGCAUACCGGGAAGUCCCUCAGGCUUCCACUGGGUUUUCACCAUUUGAACUUCUCUAUGGCAGGCAGCUAAGGGGUCCUCUGGACAUCCUUCAGGAGUCAUGGGUUGGGCCAAGGGGUGAGCCGACUAAUGUUGUCAGUCAUGUUUUGAAAAUGAGGGAGAAGAUGGAGGAAGCAACCAACCUUGUGAGGAACCAACUGGAAAGGGUGCAACAGCAACAACAAACCUGGUAUGACAAGACAGACAGGCAGAGAGUCUUCAACCCAGGUCAGAAGGUUUUUUUACUACUUCCUACAUCUGAUAAUAAACUGUUGGCGAAAUGGCAGGGUCCGUAUACUGUGUUGAGGAGACUAGGUGGGACCACCUAUGAGAUUGAGAUGCCUGAGAGGAGGAACCCAAAGCAGGUUUUCCACAUCAAUCUUCUCAAAAAGUGGAAAUCUCGUGACCCCCCACUUUGUGAGCAAUGUUUUGUUCAGAAGGUGGAAGAAGAGUAUGAGGUGGAGAGAGAGUUGCCACCUGUGAAUGACAGUCCAGCCUCACUUGAUUUGUCCCAUCUCUCUCUCACGCAGCAGCAGGAGCUGGAGGCCAUUAUUCCUCCAGAUCUGUUUCAGGAGCGACCAGGAACUACAGAUCUGGUGCGACAUGACAUCCACCUAAAGAGCAGCACUCCCAUCAGACAACGGAUGUACCGCGUCCCAGAGAAAAUGCUUCCUGUGCUCAGAGAUGAAAUUGAGGUCAUGUUGAAGCUUGGGGUGAUUGAACUGUCUAAUAGCGAAUGGAGCAACCCCGUGGUUCUGGUAAUCAAAAAGGAUGGGAGUAUUCGUUUCUGUAUUGACUUCAGAAGGGUGAAUGCACAGUCAGAUUUUGAUGCUUACCCAUUGCCGAGACUAGAUGAUCUUAUAGAGUGUGUGGGCCAAGCCAAAUACAUAAGUACUCUGGAUCUCUGUAAAGGGUAUUGGCAGGUGCCUUUGACUGAUGCUGCUAAGCCUCUCACUGCUUUUAGGACCCCUCAAGGACUGGCAGUUCACAAAGAUGCCUUUCGGACUCCAUGGUGCGCCAGCCACCUUUCAGAGGCUGAUGAGCAAGGUGCUGUCUGGUAUGGAUUCGUUUGCUGCGGCUUACCUUGAUGAUGUGGUUAUCUACAGCAACACAUGGAAAGAACAUCUCAUCCACCUGAAGGAGGUCCUGCAGAGGAUAAAGGAGGCGGGCCUGACCAUCCAUCCCAAGAAAUGUUGCUUGGCCAAGAAGGAGCUUCAGUAUUUGGGCCACACCCUGGGACAAGGGGUUAUUAAGCCCGUGAAAGACAAAGUUGAUGCAAUUAAAGCAGCUGCAAGGCCAACCACAAGGAAGCAG
Nothobranchius furzeri (turquoise killifish) is the source of this 13499-nucleotide messenger RNA. The record is from RefSeq and is a predicted model, not a curated record. Lineage: Eukaryota; Metazoa; Chordata; Actinopteri; Cyprinodontiformes; Nothobranchiidae.